UAAAAUUAUUGUUUUUAGUUGCAUAAACGUAAAAAGUAAGGCCAGAUAUUUCAUAAUGCUCUCAUGCAACUAUGCAAGUCCUGGGAUAUUGGAAUUUUUCGAUUUAAUUACCUGCUAUUCAUUUAUUUUAAAUUCAGUAGUCUGGAAAUAUUGUUUUAUCUUAAUUAAUAAUGGAUUUUUUUUAAUUGCUACUAUAUAUGGAUCUAAUACCUUUUUGAAAUCGAGGAAAUCCAGUUUCUAAAUAUGCAACGGAAAAGUUGAAAAUGUGGCAUAUUGUCAGAGAAAAUAAAUGCUUUUCAUCAUAUGUGUAUAAAGCCAGAUCUAGAGUUCCUCAAAGAUGGAAAUCAUCUGGAAAGGUAUUAGCUGUAAGACGGGAAGAUGCUUCUGUAUGGGAAAGAAGGGCACCUCUAGCUCCACAUCAUGUCAAGCAGUUAACCAAAGAGGGUGUCAAGGUUUUGGUUCAGCCUUCCAAUAGAAGAGCUUACCCUAUGCAGGCCUAUAUCAAUGCUGGAGCUAUUAUCCAAGAAGACAUCAGUGAAGCACCUGUUAUUAUUGGAGUUAAACAAGUUCCUAUUGACAGUUUGUUGCCAAAUAAGACAUACUGUUUUUUCUCGCAUACUAUCAAAGCUCAGGAAGCUAAUAUGCCUAUGUUAGAUUGUAUUCUUGAAAGGAAUAUUCGCUUAAUUGAUUAUGAAAAACUUGUAGACAGCAAAGGACAAAGGGUUGUUGCUUUUGGAAAGUUUGCUGGUGUUGCUGGUAUCAUUAACAUUUUGCAUGGUUUGGGACUCCGACUUCUAGCAUUGGGACAUCACACUCCAUUUAUGCAUGUAGGUCCAGCACAUAAUUAUCGAAACAGUGGCAUGGCCAGGCAAACAGUGCGAGAUGCUGGAUAUGAAAUAGCACUAGGCAUGAUGCCUCGGUCAAUAGGACCUCUCACAUUUGUUUUCACAGGAUCAGGAAAUGUAUCUCAGGGUGCUCAAGAAGUGUUCCAAGAAUUACCUUAUGAAUAUGUCAGUCCCACAGACCUUCCUCAAGUUGCAGAGCAUGGAUCCAUGAACAAAGUGUAUGGUGCUGUAGUGAGUAGAGAUGAUCACUUCAGAAGAAAGGAAGGUGGUGGUUUUGAUGCUGAAGAGUAUGAAGCUUUUCCUGAGAGAUAUUACUCCAAUUUUGCAAAAACGAUAGCCCCUUAUGCAUCUGUCAUAAUCAAUGGCAUCUAUUGGGCUGUAAAUUCUCCUAAAUUAUUGACCAUUCCUGAUGCUAAGCACUUACUUCGACCUAGUUAUACUCCUUGGUUGCCAUCUAGUGCUGGAUCCCCCUCUUUGCCACACCGACUCUUAGCAAUCUGUGAUAUCAGUGCUGAUCCUGGGGGCUCCAUUGAAUUCAUGAGUGAAUGUACAACAAUUGACACACCUUUCUGUCUUUAUGAUGCUGACCAACAUAAAAAUAGUGAAAGCUUCUCAGGUCCAGGUGUUCUUGUAUGUUCAAUUGAUAAUAUGCCCACACAACUUCCUUUGGAAGCUACUGAUUAUUUUGGAUAUUUACUCUACCCUUAUAUGGAUAGCAUUCUUUCGUCUGAUGCCACAAAACCACUGGAAAAUCUUAACUUCGGACAAACAGUUGAAGGAGCAAUAAUAGCUAGUAAUGGAAAACUUACUCCAAACUUUGAAUAUAUUCAAGAACUUAGAAAUACUUCCACAUCACAGAUGAAAGCACGCUCUAUGGCUCAGAACGCUUCUAAAAAAGUUCUUGUUCUUGGAGCUGGCUACGUGGCUGAACCUUUGAUAGAUUAUCUGACAAAGGAUCAAACAAUACAUGUCAUUAUAGGUUCAUCACUUCAAAAUCAAGGUGAAGCUUUGGUAAAAUCUGAUAAUGCAGAACAUGUGGUUUUGGAUGUGACAACUGGUAGAGGAUCUUUGGAUAAGCUAAUAGAAGAUUCCAAUCUUGUGAUUAGCCUUUUGCCUUAUUCACUCCAUCCUACAAUUGCAGAACGCUGCAUCAAACAUAAAGUAAACAUGGUCACUGCCAGCUAUUUGACUCCAGAGAUGAGGAAUCUUCAUGAAGCAGCCAUGGAUGCUGGAAUAACAGUUGUGAAUGAAGUUGGCUUGGAUCCUGGUAUUGAUCAUCUUUUAGCUAUGGAAUGUUUUGAUGAAAUCAAGCUCAAUGGUGGCAAGAUAACAUCAUUUGUUUCUUUUUGUGGUGGUCUGCCUGCUCCUGAAUAUUCAGAUAAUCCAUUGAGAUAUAAAUUCAGUUGGAACCCACGAGGUGUUCUUUUAAACACUCUGUCUGUUGCUAAAUAUUUAGAGGACGGAAAAAUUGUAGAAAUCCCUUCAGGUGGAGCUCUGAUGGACCAUGUUCGCAACAUAGACUUCCUGCCUGGUUUUAAUUUGGAAGGAUAUCCAAACAGAGAUUCUACUGUGUAUUCUACUUUAUAUAAUAUUCAAUCAGCUCACACUGUUUUGAGAGGAACUCUUCGAUACAAAGGCUUUGCUGAUGUGAUGAAAGCACUUCAUAAGCUUGGACUUCUGAGUGAUGCACCUCACCCCUGUUUGCAUUCCAAAGGACCAGAAAUUACUUGGAAACAAUUUUUAUGCACCUUACUUGGGCAACAGGAUCAAGAAAUGCUAACACCCAAUCUUAAGAAUCUUAUCUAUGAUGUUAUUGGCAAAUCAGAAUCUCAAGUUGCAGCCAUUGAAAGAUUAGGAAUUCUUGCUGAAGAAGCUGUCGUGAAAUGUUCUACUCCUCUAGACACUCUGACACAUUUCUUAGCUAAUAAAUUAGCUAUUCAGAAAGGUGAAAGGGAUGUCAUUAUUCUCAGACACAAUAUUGGAAUUCAGUGGCCAGAUAAUAAAAAUGAGAUGAGAAACAUUGAUUUUGUUGUUUAUGGUGAUAAAGAUGGCUAUAGUGCAAUGGCAAAGACUGUUGGUUAUCCAGCUGCUAUUGCUGCUAAAAUGGUAUUAGAAAAUGAAAUUCAGACUCGAGGAAUGGUUGUUCCGAUGGUACCUGAAAUUUACAAGCCUAUGUUGAUGAGAUUAAAACAAGAAGGGAUUUCCAGUUUGGAACAUACUUUUAAGCUUUGAUCUGAGUAUUCACAUGAAAAUGUUUUUUGACUUUCUUAAUGAAUUCUGUAUAUCAUUAUAAAGUAUUUUUUUUAAACUAUUGAAAAUACCAUCUUGAGAAUUUGCUUAUGCUGGUAAAUAUCUGUUUCAGAAUGGAGAUUGGCAAUUUCUAAGUUCUAACCAAUGGAGAAAACUUCUGUCUUUUUUUUUAUAUUAUUUUUUUUAAACCCAUAGCUGAAUUUUAGAAAUUUUUUUUCAAUUGGUUGGUCUUAUAUUAAGACUAUUAUUAGUAAUGCAUUUAAAAAUUGACAUUUUUAUAUGGAAUUUAUAUUUUGUGCUUUGAAUAGCAUUUUCAGAUGAGAAUUUAUACAGCAUUUUUUUAAAACUCAUUUUUGUUUAUGUGAACUCGAUGUCCACGUUUUCGAGUGCUUAAAAAAUAUUUUUUAUAAAAGUAUUUUUUUUUUUAAUCCCAUGUGUAAGUGCCAUGAUAACUGAAGUUCCUAAAUCUAAUGAUCAUUAUCUUUUGUCUUGCACAUUGACAUAAAUAAAUUUGCUUUUAUAAAUUUACUAUUUAUUUUUGUAAACAUUUAGGGGUAUGCACUAAGUAAAAUCUUCUUGUCAAAUAUUAAAUAAAAAAAUUGUUCAUGUUCUUCUUGAAUUAAAUGACAAAUCAGAACUUAUUAAAUUAGGUGUGUGGGAAAAAAAUGAUUUUCAGAAUUUGAAUAAUUUAUACAAAUUAAGGUGCUGGUGUUUUUUUAAUUGAUUUUUUUAGAUGGCCCUGAAAAUUUUUGAGAUAAAAUAUUUUAAUCGACCUACAAAUAAAAUUAAUUUAAAAUAACUGAAAUCUUUUUAAAAAAAUUUCAUGCUUUUUGAUAUGUUUCCUGUUUAUAACUGAAGUAGAAUUAAGAGCUUACCACAAAUGUUUUCAUCAUGAUAUUUUGAUUGUUGCCAUUACAUAAAAUGUUGUUCUGAAUUAUUUUUCAAUAAAAAAGUUAUAUAUUUC
This is a messenger RNA of Argiope bruennichi, 4059 nucleotides long. It is a transcript of the gene LKRSDH, whose product is annotated as alpha-aminoadipic semialdehyde synthase, mitochondrial-like. Lineage: Eukaryota; Metazoa; Arthropoda; Arachnida; Araneae; Araneidae. Bases 264 to 3077 code for a protein of 937 amino acids. Gene Ontology annotation, cellular component: cytoplasm. Gene Ontology annotation, molecular function: saccharopine dehydrogenase activity. The record is from RefSeq and is a predicted model, not a curated record. The transcript is spliced from 25 exons.